Phymastichus coffea is the source of this 923-nucleotide messenger RNA. Its product is annotated as (3R)-3-hydroxyacyl-CoA dehydrogenase. The record is from RefSeq and is a predicted model, not a curated record. The coding region runs from base 30 to 923 and encodes 297 amino acids. Lineage: Eukaryota; Metazoa; Arthropoda; Insecta; Hymenoptera; Eulophidae. Gene Ontology annotation, molecular function: oxidoreductase activity, acting on the CH-OH group of donors, NAD or NADP as acceptor. The transcript is spliced from 5 exons.
UUGCGGCAGCGGAGCACAGCACAGCGAGGAUGACGCUCCUGCAGUGCGGCAUGUGUCCUGUGUGUCUGUGUAGCUACGAGUGUAUAGCUUCGACAGGCGCUUCCCAGUCGGUACGCCUCGCUCUCGCUCACAAUCCACAGCGCUCAUCUAUCAUAAUAACAGCGGUGAUCAUGGCAAGCGGGAUGCUGAGCGGAAAGCUAGCGAUUGUCACAGGCGCGGGUAGUGGCAUCGGUCGCGCGGCUGCUGCCUUGCUCGCCAGAGAAGGAGCCAAGGUCAUUGCUGCCGACCAGAAUGUCAGGGCCGCCGAGGAUACAGUCAGCCAGCUGCAAGGUUUGGAGCAUAUUUCGGUUGGAAUAGACGUCAAAAGCAAAGAAAGCAUCGAAGAAGCAUUUAACACUGUGAAAAGGCAUUUUUUGGUACCACCAAGUCUAGUUGUAAACUCUGCUGGGAUUACAAGGGACAAUUUUCUUUUAAAAUUAAGCGAAGAAGAUUUUAAUGAGGUGCUCAAUGUAAACCUGAAAGGAACAUUUCUAGUAACGCAAUAUGCAGCCAAGGUAAUGUUAGCUGCAGCAAUUGGUGAGGGAGGUUCUAUAGUUAAUGUUGCUUCAAUUAUUGGUAAAACUGGAAAUAUUGGUCAAAGCAAUUAUGCUGCGUCUAAAGCAGGUGUCGAGGCGCUCACUAAGUCUGCAGCCAUGGAAUUUGGACAAUUUGGUAUUAGAGUGAAUGCUGUACUACCAGGUUUUAUAGAAACUCCUAUGACACAGACUGUGCCAGACAAAGUUAAACAAAUGUUCAUUGAAAGAAUCCCAUUGAAACGAAUGGGAAAAGCACAUGAAGUAGCAGAAGUAAUUUUGUUUUUAACUUCUACCAAGAGUUCUUACAUCAAUGGGGCUUCAAUUGAUGUGACUGGAGGAAUGCAUUAA